AUGGAUGUCCUUUGCCAAAAUAUCCAGAAUUUCUCAGCAGAUCUAACGGAAGGUGCAAUGGAUUCGACAUCAUCUCACAAUAAACCUUUUGCUCAUAUGGCAUGUGAACGAUGGCUUCAUGCAAGAUUAGAUAAUUUACGCACUAAAAGUGUUUUCAAUCACAGAACAGAAUAUGAAUAUUUGCCACAAAAGCUGGAAAAAAGCUUUGUGGAUUUUAAUGUCAAGGAAAAAAAUAUUCGUGGCGAAACUCUUAUCAUGUCGGUGAUAAGAUAUGAAUUAGAUAAAGCAAAUCAGGUGCGCUAUAUAAACUUGUUGAUUCGUUCUGGAUGUGAUCCUUCUGAACCAGAUGAAAGGCAGUUGCGUACACCAUUAAUGUUAGCUUGUUUGAUGAGAAACGAUACCGUUGCUCACCAUUUGAUCUUGCAAAAUGUGAAUCUCAUGGCAGUUGAUAAAAUGGGUAAUACAGUAUUAAUGUAUGCGGCGAUGUAUUCUCAGUCAUCGCUGUUAAACUUUCUGGUAGAAGAAUUGACUAGGAGAUGGUGUAUCGAAGCAUUUCGUACCAAAAAUCUGAUGGGUUAUACUGCAGAGAGUUUAGCUCGAAAAAAUGAACGAUAUAUGUUUUCCAUGAUGCUAAAGAAGGGACGUUUGCGCUUGGUGAAACGGCUGCGCGAUCAAGUUUCCUCAAAUUUGAUGUUUGCACCACCGUUUAAUAAUUGGAACACAUACAGUAGCAUUUAUAAGGCUAAGCAGAAGUUUUUGUUGUACGCACAGCGCUGUGUGCAAACUUUUCAACACUGUACUUCAUCAGCGGCAGAAAGUUCAAAAUCAUCAUUACCACUAUUGCAUAGUAUUAACAGCAGGUUUUUCUUGAAAAACUGCCAGCCUAAGACCAACCCUAAGCCACAUAGUACAAUGGAAGUAAAUAUCAAUUUACCACCCCUAUCACAAUCGCUUGUGAAUGCGUCAACAGUAUUAUCAGGUAAGCAAGGAACAGUGUAUUAG
Messenger RNA from Brugia malayi, 1002 nucleotides. RefSeq lists its product as uncharacterized. NCBI's taxonomy places the organism in Eukaryota, Metazoa, Nematoda, Chromadorea, Rhabditida, Onchocercidae. The transcript has 7 exons. The record is from RefSeq and is a predicted model, not a curated record. Gene Ontology annotation, molecular function: protein binding. Bases 1 to 1002 code for a protein of 333 amino acids.